Messenger RNA from Brienomyrus brachyistius, 6162 nucleotides. It is a transcript of the gene taf1a, whose product is annotated as TATA box binding protein (TBP)-associated factor, RNA polymerase I, A. Gene Ontology annotation, cellular component: RNA polymerase I transcription regulator complex. Gene Ontology annotation, biological process: transcription by RNA polymerase I. The transcript is spliced from 16 exons. The record is from RefSeq and is a predicted model, not a curated record. Lineage: Eukaryota; Metazoa; Chordata; Actinopteri; Osteoglossiformes; Mormyridae. Bases 93 to 1499 code for a protein of 468 amino acids.
AAGAAGAAAGCACCCCCCCCCCCCCCCCCCCAGAAAAAAACACCAGUCCAUGCGUACUAUGUUACGGUACCGCGUACGGAAACUUGCUGGCCAUGGAUGACAUCAGUGCGGAAUGGAUGACGGCACCUGCGAGGGAUUGCGGCAGUGAUAAUGGUGAUGACGACGACGACGUGGAGGAGCAGGAGCCGAUUCGGAAGAGGAGCAAAGGGCCGGACCUGCCUGUCCCAGCACCGUGGUAUGGAGAGACAUCCAAGGAGACUGGAUUUCACCGAAGUGCCAGGCUUUGCCUGAAUCAGAUUCGGGAAUGUCUGUUUGAGCACCGCUGGCAGGAGGCAGCAAAGUACCUGAUCAGCUACUUCCAGACUCUGGAGGACACAAGCACACACAGGCAGCUGCUGGCCGCUGAGAUAAUUUUUAGAUUGGGCAGUGAGAUUCUUCAUCAUCACCCAAACUCCAGACUUGAAGAUGUCAAUCGUUUUUUUGACCUAAUGAAAAACACUGGAGUGAGAGGUUAUCUGAAGGUUUGUCUGGAACAGUCAUUCCACCUGCUGCUGACUGGGAAUUUUGAUGAUGCCGUGCGGCAGCUGACUACGGCGGAGAGCUGGCGGUAUGGUAAACAGUCUGCUGCUCAGGGUGACAGGAUGAAGCUCGUCCAUGCCUAUCGAGGCUUCCUAAGCUAUCUCUCCUGGAUCUCUAAGAAGGGUUCCACCUCCGAGGAUGACGAUGCCGAUCUUUCCGCCACCCAGGAGAUGCAUACCUACUUCCGGCAAGCAUGCAUCAGUCUGCAGGAGAUUCUGAAGCUGCCUGGAGUGUGGGAUCCGUUUGUCGUCGGCUACGUUAAUAUGCUGGAGUUUUACAGUGACCAUGAGGGGGCGCUGCACGUGCUGAAGGAGUACGCGUAUGACAACUCCUUCCCGCCAAACCCCAACGCUCACGUCUACCUCUACCGCUUCCUGAAGAGGCAGGGGGCCACAGAGAAGAAGCAGAUCAGGGUCCUUAAGAUUCUGGGGGCUUUGGUUCCCAGCCAUGAGCUGAUGCUGGAGUUGUUUUCACUUCUCCUUCAGUCAGGGACUGAACAGGAUCUGAAAGAGGCACUGGGUGUCAUUUUUAAUCUCCUCGACGAUUGCAGUUGGAAGCGCAGCGUGGCACCCUGGACCUGCUUUCGUGACAUCAUCAAAAUCCUCAGAAAAAAGAAGUUGAAGCGUCUCCUUGAGGGAGAGUGGGAGACGCGGAAGGACUGGUGGCCUGCCUUUCAUUUCAGGACGUACCAUGCGAGGAGGGACUCUGAGUUGUCCUGGGAUUUGCUGAUGCUGAAAGCUUUUGUGGCUGCAGCUCUGGUCGGAAGCGGAUGCAUGUACUGCAGAAGAAAAAUUGAACUUGAGAAGGAAAAGAAGGCCAGAAGGAUGCCGGAAACCCGCGAAAGACGGACGUGCCGUCGCUACCCGAGACGCUGUGGGGGCGCAGAGGUCCGUCUGUCGUACGGAGGAGACCCAGAGUAGCUGGCGGUGAGCUGCUCUGCCUCCUAGUGGGCAUUAGGAGACAUAACUCUUAAAAGGUGCAAUUUUUUUUCUUCACAAUUUGUGAAGAUGUUAAAAUAUAACGAUAACAUUUUGUCGGGUUUUUAUCAAAGAGUCUGUAGUAGCUGCAUGUUUUACCGUCAUGGAGGAACCGGGUUUUGGAGGGAAUACGACCUCAGUCAUCUUCUAGAUCAUUCUCGACACUGUUAGUAUCAUGGAAAACAGUGGAAUUUGUAAAGAUUUGUUAAAUGUUUUGUAACAAGAUUAUAUUUUUAUUUUCAGCUUAUGUGAAAAAUCUGUAAUAAAAUCAUGACUGUCAUGACAAUAGAAUUUUUUUUGUCUGUGUAAUAUAUAGGAAAUUGUUACAUCACAGAAAGCCUAGUGGUUGUUACCCAUUAAAUUGAACCCUGAAGAGACCCCUCCCCCUCCUUGAUUUAUUGGGUACUGACUCUUUAUCCCAUAAUCCUCCUCUCAGAUCCGGGUCUCUGUCUGCGUGUUACAGUCCUCGUGGGUGACAGUGAGCCGUGCAGUUCAAACUCCUCCCCACCAGGUGGCACUAGCGCCAUAUUCCCCACUCCCUUUGGCUGUCUGCAUGCCCCCAACAUGGACAUGGCGCAGCAAGGAGAAUUUCUGUAAGAGCAGCCAGCUGUCUCUCAGGAAGACUGCCAGUUCUCCGUUAACUGCCAUGCUGCCAGGGUCCUGCUCAUAAAUACUCUUGUUUAGUUGGAGCAAAAUUUGAUCGAGCAAAGUGGUUUCAUUUUAAAGUCAUUAAGGAUUCAGGUUUCAUUUUCUCAGGUACCUGGAUUAUUUUUUAUAGAGAGAUGAUUUUACUCAAAGCAUCAAAGGGUCAGACGCUUCCUGGGGUAACUGGGAGUUGAAGACCUCACUCAGGGGGCCAGUAGUGACAUCACUCUGCUGACAGUGGGAUCUGAACUAGCAACCUUCUGAUCACAGCUGUUUCGCCGAGCCGCUGAACCCCCCCACCACCGGAGCCUGGCGGGAUUUUGCCAUAGCAACCAAGAUGGCCACCGCGACGCCAAUCUGCCGCGAGAACUCGUGGGCCAGCAGUCCGGUGACUGUAAUUGGAGCGAGAAGAGGACGUGGGGGUGGGACUGGGCGGGCAAAACGGCUGCGAGCCCACGGCGUCCUCUGGAGCACGGCGAGCUGAAGGCCGGCGCCAAGACCCACAGGGACAUCUGUUGGGGGUGCGGGGGGACACGGCUCGCCAGAGAGCAGGGGGACACGGCACGCCCCCCCCCUCCACCCCCACCUGAUCAGGUUUUGAUGUUUUUCAGUGUACAGUCUGGUAGAUGGCUGCCUAUUGCAGGUUUGAUGGUAUUGGUGGGCAGCUCCAUGACGGCAAGUAAGAAACCACCAGCAGAGGUGAAGAAGUGAAAAGACAGAAGUGGAACACCCCCAUCCAUGUGUGUCCAGUAGAGGGUCGCAGUUAUCCUGGACCCGAUCCGAGGAAGCACAGGACAGGAGGCAGGGGGCACCUGGACAGAAUGCCAAUCCAUCGCAGGGACACUGUCCUAAUGUAAAGACACUAUGCUUUAUGUAACGGUUCGUGAAGCUGGUGACCAGGUAUCCGUGAUCUUCUCCUAUGCUCCUCAGAAGCAGAGUGACUGAUUGCUGACCAUCCAGCAAAACUGAGCCAAACUGAGUGCCUGAGUCCUGGCUUGAGCAGGUGGACCAGGGGAGCAAAAGAAAAAUCCCCACCUUCCCCCAAUGUUCUCUCAAGUGACAGUGUCGCCUUCCUUUUGUCGGACGAGGCGAAUGCUAUUCCUAAGAGAUUAAUCCAGCACACGAGGGUGAAUGGAAACGACACUGUGGAACAAGGCGGGUUUGAUUAAUUUUUACUUUUUUUUACUUUCCUGCCCUCAGGAAAAUGGCAGAAAUUGUUAUAGCGUCACAGGCCAAUUCGAAACAAAAUAAAGAAAUAUCACCUCUAACAGAAAAAUGCCCUUUUAGACACUUUUGCUGAAUCCUAGUUGCGGCUUUUCUCUCAUGGGGUGUACGUCCGGAGGUGGGCUGUCUGUGCCGUGGCCGGAAGGUUGUGGGUUCAAACCCUCCGGUUGGGUUGGGGAAGGCUCCAGUCCCAGCCUGCUGCUGGCUGACCAUGGAUACCCCACCCACAUGUGGUGCCUGUUAAAAUAAUCAUUAAUAAUGGCCCUUUCCACACUUUCUUGCAUCUAGAGACCUUGUCUCAUACCUACAGACGACUUGGCAAGUCUAAUUCACCUCAGAGUGUUCUUAGAAUUUGGGGGGAACAGGAGAACCCAGUGGAAACUCCACAAUGACAUGGGGAGAACAUGCAAAUUCCACAUAUGAAGCUGGGGCAGAAACUCCCACCCUGGUCUGCAGAGGUGUGAGGAGACCAUGCUAACCUCAGCACGCUGCCCUGCAAAGGGUUGGAACCCCAUCCCAGGUUCUUCACCGCUUUGUGCCUGGAGCUGCUUGGAUAGGCUCUGGACCUCUGCAGCCCUGCAUAGGAAUAGGCUCGAUGGAUGGAUGGACUGAUUUAAUCAUGUCACGAAUAGCAGAGGAGAACUUUUCUGGAAUUUUCCCAAGCCACCAAAGUUCCUGCUUAUCCUGUCUCCCGUUCCAGCAGAUUCCCCCUGGCACUCAGACUGCUCAGGUGAACUGCGUCAACGUGGCUCGAUGGUGUGGUACCGUGGUCUAUCUCACAGGCUGACGCCCACGUUUGGGCUUGUGCUGUAGGCUUGUGCGACCUUUUUCGAAACAGCUACACGUAGCGAGAGAAACGCACAUUACUGCGGAGGCACAUUAACUCUAGCUUAAAGGUCAUGUUUAAUUUGCAGUUAAGGACGACAAACACAAACAAGUGUUUUUCUGAGUGACGUCUGCCAUAUUGCCUCAAUGUCAUCAACACAGUGGGCGGGAUAAAAGUCAAGCUCAUUAUGGAAAGGAAAAGACAUUUAAGUGCGUUUAAAUGCCAAAUUACUGUAACUGUAAUCUUUCCAGUUAGUGGAACACUUGACCUGUCCUAUGUUUCAUUUUUAAAGGUUUAUUUUUCUCUGACUUGCCUCUGAACAGAACAGCCUCUUGCUCAAGUCAUUUAACAGCUGUUCAUUACAGGGCAAUAACCAGCUGCUGGAAAGUGUGUAGCUUGGCUAAACGUUUUCAAUCGUGUGAUGCUGUGGUCCUCUGAUCCAUCCAUCAGGCCCUUGGCGAAUGGUAGUUACAUUCCUCCAGGCCUGGGUUGGGGAACUUGGGAAAUCAUCAAGAAGGCGAAGAGGAACUUUUUUUUUCCGUGGCCUUUGCCUUGCGGCAAGACAAAUGGACAUUAGAGAGAGUGUAACCCUGUAUUACACAGAUGUAAUUAACACACCACACCCAUCAUGCCUAACUGCAGAUCAACAUAACAUAAUGUCAGGUAACAAAUCCUGCCUGUAGUACUUCACCCGUACUGGUAGUGUCCCUAUAUUCAAAUGGGACUAUAUUGAAUUAAUAUCUGUUAACUCUUCAGGUACAAAAGUGGGUGUAAUAGUAUAUUGUUGCUGUGAAUAAAGCCCAGAUUUCAGGCCAGAGUGAGGUGAUGGGGGUCCAUGGAGGGAGGGUAGUGUCGAAGGUCCUUAUCCUAUUGGAGAUGAGUUGCUGAUUAAAUUUCAUCUCACUGUCAUUUGAUUAGUUUGUUACCCAGUUCAGAGAAUUUAAUUUCAAAUAAGUAUAAGAGAAAGCACUCAGUUACUGAGACCCCUGGACUGGAUAAGUAAUUACGAAAAGAGGCGGUUGGGAUGGAGAUGUAUAGAAUUACGAAAAGCACUUCAGAUUUUGGAUAAUUCAUUGUUACGGAAAGCCUGCUUGCCACCCAGGGACAUCUCAUAGACAUCUUCAGGGAUAUAUGCUCUCACAGUUAAAGAAAAAAAAUAUGAUUGGAAAAAAUAAACCGUAUGAGAGUCUCCUGGUAUUUCUGAGCUCGUGUGUUCAACACUGCAACACUGUCCUUCCUCUUUAUACAGUUUCACAUCCUGCUACUUCACUUUCAGAAUUGCCGUGUGACCUUUAAAUAGGUGCACCUUUUCCUGAAGUAAAAAAACGUAACAGAAACCGAGAAUAUCACUUCCCUUCUUCGGCGAGUCACAUGAAAAUCACCGACAUUCUUUAUUAUGUUACAUAAUACAAAUUGGCGAUUAUUAGUUGCCUAUCUGAGUGCCUUUGUUGGGGAAAACUAAUCAGUACUUGUAACGACAUGGCUAACUUAAUGAAGCUUUAUAGUGGCUGAUGUAAGAAUCUUCUGUUAGCAUUUUUUAUUGCCAAGUGGGAUGGAGCUGAGGUCAUCACUGCAUAAAGCUCACCUUUAUAGACUGUGAUAGACACAGUCACGCUGAAAGAGGGGGAAAAAGGGGGGUGACGGACCCUAUGGCUGUAACAGAACGACAUCACCUGCUUCAAAUCUGCCCUCAAAUUAACUUUCAAACUAGCUUUCGGCAAUAGCUGGCACGGUUAUCUUUGUCUGCUUAGCUUUCCAUUUCACCUCAAACACAGAGGCCCAGCUUCUAACUUAACCAGCUAAACUUUCGAAGUUGUUUCCCUAAAACUGCUGUACAUAGCGUCAUCUGUGAAUGAAGUGCUUCUGUAUCUCUGAUAUUAUUGAUUUUUGAAUAAAUCGAAUUAAUACUGA